CAAAUAGCUAUCGUUGUAAAUGUUUGUGUAUAUUAUCUUUUGUUUUGUCCAAAAUUUUGUAAAAACUUUUUAAGUUUCUAUAACAACAAGUGUAGAGUAGUUAACUUUGUCUAAAAUAGAAAAAAUGGAUAUAUCUGGUGCAUGCGUUAUUUACUUCUGAAUUUAUAUAAAAAAAAACAAUUUUUAUUGCUACAUGAAAUAAAAUUUAUACCGCGAUAAAUUGAAAUAUCCAAUCUCCAUUCAGUUUAUGAGAUGUUAUUGUUAGUUUGGACACUGGGAGCUGAUUCGCAAUGGUGUUUGCUGUUACUAUGCUUAAUAGAAGUAACAAGUACACUAAAAUAUAUAACACUAAGUAAUCACUAUCGCCACUCUCCGAAACCUCGGGUCAUAAAAGGAAUAUCUGAUGUCAACAACGAGUAUCCAUUUGCAGUAUCUCUAGAGCGCAUUAAACCAGUAAUAUUAGGAUUGCAAAUCUUCAGAAAAUGCACUGGUUCUUUGAUCAAAGACAAAUGGGUGUUAACUGCGGCCCACUGUCUCGGCCCAAGUUUGAAACUAGUCAGAUGUGGCAAUAUGAUGUUACCAAGAAACAAAAGCAGGUGUUUGGUGAAAAUUCGCAAAAAAAUUCCACAUCCCGCAUUCAAGUUACUCGUAGGCGAAUCGGAUAAUUUUUUGCUUGAAAACGACGUAGGAUUAUUAUUAAUAGACAAUGUUCCAAUUAAAACGCAUGGACAAUUGCACACUGCAGAUUAUAAAACUUUUACGGGCAGAGCGUGUAAAUAUGCUGGAUUUGGAUCGAUAUUUCCAGAAAUUGGCACGCCUAAAGAACACGUGCAAAAAUUGUUGAUCAACAAUAAAAUGCUUUUGCAAAUCGGCGAAGGUGUUGUGUGGAAUGACAAUAGUCUUAAAAAAUAUGUUAAACCAGUGAUAAUUGUUGCGCCGAAACCUGAUAAAAAGCACCAAGCACCUAAUAUAGGUGAUUCAGGUGCUCCAUUGAUGAUUGACAAUAGAAUUGUUGGUGUUUACAGUAUAAGUGACAAGAUGCGAAAGAAUCAUACAAAUUACUCUUUCUUUACUCCAAUUAGUCCGUAUUUAGAUUUCAUAAGGAAUAUUACUAAUAGUCCAGACUCAUACCUUAACCAGCUUGCAGUACCAUAAUAAGUUAAAAAACUUCUGUACAUUUUUUUUUCUACUGUAUACGUAUUGAUAUAUUUACAUGAAAACAAAAUUAGGCGAUAGAGUUAUAGGUAAUAGAGUAAGAAUUUUAAAAAAUCUGUCUGUUUGUCUGUAUGUCUGUUUAUCUAAUGUACACACUAAUCUCCGGAACUACUGGACGGAUUCGAAUGAAACUUUUUUGUUAUAUAGGUAUUAAGCCUGGGACAACAUAUAGGGUAUAAAUGAUUUUGAAAACUAGAACACCUGAUGGAGAACAAGAAUGGUCCAGCUAAACAAUAGGAAAUAUAGAAAAUGAUGACUUAACAAAAAUUGUUCAGUCUGAUGAGCACUUUCUGUUGAGGUAAAAAAAUCGAAUAUCUAUGGAACACCUGAAGAAGAAUCAUAUAAUAUACAAAUGACACGUUAACAAACGUUUUUUAGUCUGAUGGGCAUAUUCUGUAUAGGUAUCAUUACGCUUUGUCUGUACAGUUAAAUUUCUCUAAUAAUAAUGACUCCUUACCAAAAAUAGUUCGGCCACGCAAACGAAGUUGCGGGCAUCAGCUAGUUAUUAAUAGAAACUAGCUACGCCCUUGGGCUUACGCUCCCGUGUGAAUUUCUGGAUAAAAAGUACCCUAUGUACUAUUCCAUUAUAUUCUACCCGAGUACCAAAUUUCAUGACAAUCCGUCCAGUAGAUUUUGCAUAAAACAUACACACAUACAUCCUCACAAAGUUUCGCAUUUACGAGUAUAAUAUUAAUAGGAUAAGCAUUUAUUUUGAUCAUUUUAUGUGAAAGGGAACGAAUCAUUUGAACUCUAGGAAACAGAAAACACGAAUUGCAAAUAUUGAAAAUAAAUUUGCUUUUAAUAUAGUUAUAAUUCCCAAUUAAAUUGUAUUUUUAAUUUUAUUUAAAUCUGUAUAUUGUUAUAUGAUUGAUUAAAUAUUUCAUAAAGAAUA
This is a messenger RNA of Plodia interpunctella (Indianmeal moth), 2107 nucleotides long. Its product is annotated as granzyme G-like. The transcript has 2 exons. Bases 253 to 1155 code for a protein of 300 amino acids. NCBI's taxonomy places the organism in Eukaryota, Metazoa, Arthropoda, Insecta, Lepidoptera, Pyralidae. Gene Ontology annotation, molecular function: serine-type endopeptidase activity. Gene Ontology annotation, biological process: proteolysis. The record is from RefSeq and is a predicted model, not a curated record.